AUGGACGUGUCUGCCCCAGUGAGGCCGCCCUCCAGCUCGCGCCCUACGCAAGCCUAUUACGUGCCGCGUCGUCUAUUGGAGGGUGGUCGCGGUCCGUAUCCGGCAAACGAUGGGAAACCCUCUCAGGACAGUUUCACCAAUCCGUAUACACCGCCAAACACGACAAAGUCACGACCAAACACUGAGGUGCGUACACCGUCGAGCAAAACCGUCGUCAAAACAUACAUCGAGCCACGUCCGUUGAUGGCCGAUUUGCUGCCGAAACCCGAUUCUCUUAAGGAGAAACGUCGUGCACCUCGCUACAACCAACCGCAACCACCGGCCUCAUCGCUAGCUCCUGGCUCUCAGCGAAAAGGCCCUGCGGCUCCACCGCAACCAUUUGCUCCUCGAAUCGUCAACGGACCACGUGGUCCGCUCUCACGUCCAAAUGCCUUUUGUUCGGUGCCUUUUCCGCAGAAGGACAUCUGCAUCUGUGAUCGUCCAAAGACUCAUGUCAUCUGCAAACGAUGCGGUUACGAAUGCAUUGGACGAGUUCAACUGGUGUGCGAUGUGCAUCCGACGAUACUCUCGUUAAUGGACAUGCGAGAGUGUGCUAAUCCCAUCUGUAGGAGUAUACAGAUAUUUGAAUCGUUUCCACUAAACGACAACAACAAUGACGAUAAUGACGACAAAACCGCCGCUGCUACUACCACCACCGAAAUUCUACAGUAA
Messenger RNA from Ostertagia ostertagi, 711 nucleotides. The record is from the annotation of a GenBank genome assembly. NCBI's taxonomy places the organism in Eukaryota, Metazoa, Nematoda, Chromadorea, Rhabditida, Trichostrongylidae.